AUGCCCUUUACCAGCUUCAUGUCUCCAGAUCAGGAAGGGGCCAAGAUGGCGCCCAAACAGAAGGAACAGGUCCUCAUGUGCUUUGGCAAGCGCGUGGCUUCUCAGCUACAUCGAAGAGAAGGCGGCCAGCAUUUGAUGACUGAUCAGAACGCGAUUGGUUGUCAUGGUUUCUGGAACAUGGGCCAGGCUGCGCUGAUGCUGGAUCGCAUUGUAAAGCUUUGGCGUCCACCGACUUGCCAGCUUGCAAGCAUGGAGCUUGAAAUGAAGGUGAAGAUCAUGGAAUUGAUUGCAAGCAUGAACUCCCGCCUCUUUGAUGCUCUUCCUGCGUUAUUGACUGAGGAAAUCUCAGCAAGCCCAGACUUCGAUGGCAAAGCAUUGGAAGCAUCGUCACUGGGCGUGAGUCUCGUCCGUGGCAUGUGGCAAACCAUUACAAGCAGCUUUUCGGCCUUGAAGGGUCAAUACACUCGCUUGGGCCAGCUUCUUGGCAACACUGUGGUGAAAUGGACAGUUUGUCCAUUGAAAAACAUUUCCGAAGCACAAGAGCUUGACAAGUUAGACUCCGCAUUGGGCACAGAAGAUGACCUUGCUCGCUAUUACGCAGAGAUUGCAUAUGCGAAAUGGACAGGGAAGACUAAUCUUCUGCCUGGAGAAGAGUGUAUAGAUGAAGAGUCGUUGCGAAGUUCCAUGGCGCACUGUAGGGUUUGUACGCUAGGCACUUUGCAGCAAGACAUGCCAGAGCCAUACAAGGACGAGAAGUUCAUUUGCCCCGUGAGGCCUUUUCUUCCCGCAAAACAGCAGCUUGAAAUCUUUGAAAAGAAGAAUGGCUGGUGUCCGCUGCGAAUGAACUCCAAGCAGAUGGAAGCAGCCAAAUGGUUCUAUCGUGGUCGCACACCUCAGAAGACUCAACACGACAUGAUGGAGAACAAGCCGCAGGGGGACUUCCAAGCAAUCAAGCUGGUUGAUUUUAAGAGUCGACAAGACUCGGACUUUCAUAUGUGGCGCAGCUUUGCGACUGUUUCUCUCCAAUGUACCAGAGAAGAGAGUGAGGAGACUCCAAGGUGGUGCAAAGAUCCCGAGGUCCACUACUCUUCUGGCUCUGUGAAUUCUUUUGUGGACUCGAUGGGUCGUGUAGGGCGCGGUGCACGACGCCUGGUGAUGCGUGGAAUGCACAAGGCGGGAAUGGCAGAGGAGCCCAAAACAAACAAUGCACCAGGGAAGGCUUUCACGCAAUGGCUUUACCAGCGCGGGAAGCACGCUGAAGCCUGGCUCAAGGGCACUAGCAGCGAAUGGUUUGGUAAAGCAGCAGACCGCUAUGAGAAACUGCGUACGAAAUCCUUUCACACUUCAGAAGCUGCUGAGCUGCUCCACAGUAUGUCAUUUCAAAGGGAAUUGGAGAGCACAGGAGCAGAUUCAAAGCAGAAGCAACGAUACGAACGCUUCGCCGUUAUUGCGCCGUGCAAAAGCAUGGACCCAGAGACUGAGUUCGAUCUGAAAUACGAAAGCGCAGAGGAUGCACUUCAGUUGGCAAGAAAGGUGCACCAAAAGUUUGAUGCUUCCAUUUUCAAGUCCAAAGCCUUUGCAGUGCAGCUCAUGGGUGCAUCAAUUCUGAAGAUGAAUGGCGAUCAAUCAGCUUGGGAAGCUUUGCUGAACACUAAAGCUGAAUGCUCAAACGACUGGGUUGUGACCAAGAAUGCAAUGAUUGGAGAAUUAGCUGGCAGCAUCUCUGCACAUGGAGGAGAAUCUGUACGCUCUUCUGACCUCACUGGUUUCGAGGCUGCUCGGAGUUGCAUUGUGAACGCUAGAUGGGACUGGCGGACAUAG
Messenger RNA from Durusdinium trenchii, 1821 nucleotides. Lineage: Eukaryota; Dinophyceae; Suessiales; Symbiodiniaceae. The record is from the annotation of a GenBank genome assembly.